Molecule: messenger RNA, 3584 nt
Organism: Sorex araneus (European shrew)
Lineage: Eukaryota; Metazoa; Chordata; Mammalia; Eulipotyphla; Soricidae
Gene: TTC7B
Product: tetratricopeptide repeat domain 7B
Exons: 22
Coding region: 99-2834 (911 amino acids)
Biological process (GO): phosphatidylinositol phosphate biosynthetic process; protein localization to plasma membrane
Cellular component (GO): plasma membrane
Molecular function (GO): protein binding
Source: RefSeq, a predicted model, not a curated record
UCCCGUUACGCCGCCGCGCCGGGAGCCCCAGCCCAGCCGCGGCGGAGCGGGCGGCGGCGGCGGCGGGGCCUGGGCCUGCGGGGCCCGGCCAGGCCGCGAUGGCCACCCGGAAGGCGGGCUCGCGGCUGGAGACGGAGAUCGAGCGCUGCCGCUCCGAGGGCCAGUGGGAGCGGAUCCCCGAGCUGGUCAAGCAGCUGUCGGCCAAGCUCAUCGCCAACGAUGACAUGGCCGAGCUGCUCCUCGGGGAGGCCAAGCUGGAGCAGUACCUGAAGGAGCACCCGCUGCGCCAGGGCGCCAGCCCCCGAGGGCCCCGGCCCCAGCUGACCGAGGUCCGCAAGCACCUGACCGCUGCCCUGGACCGCGGGAACCUCAAGUCAGAAUUACUCCAGGAGUCGAAUCUGAUCAUGGCCAAGCUAAACUACGUGGAAGGGGACUACAAGGAAGCGCUCAACAUCUACGCGCGGGUGGGCCUGGACGAGCUGCCGCUGACGGCCGUGCCCCCGUACCGGCUGCGGAUGCUGGCCGAAGCCUUCGCCACCAAAGGACUUUGCCUCGAGAAGCUGCCGGUUUCCUCGUCGACCAGCAACCUCCACGUGGACCGGGAGCAGGACGUCAUCACCUGCUACGAGAAGGCGGGCGACAUCGCGCUGCUGUACCUGCAGGAGAUAGAGCGGGUAAUCCUUACUAAUAUUCAGAACAGAAGCCCUAAGCCCGGCCCUGCUCCCCACGAUCAAGAACUAGGCUUUUUCCUAGAAACGGGACUUCAGCGAGCCCAUGUCCUGUAUUUCAAAAAUGGGAACUUGACGAGAGGAGUGGGGAGAUUCCGAGAGAUCCUCCGAGCAGUGGAGACCAGAACCACGCAGAACCUGCGCAUGACCAUCGCCCGGCAGCUGGCGGAGAUCCUGCUGCGGGGCAUGUGUGAGCAGAGCUACUGGGACCCGCUGGAGGAGCCGCCGUGCCAGUCGCCGCUGGACGACCCCCUGCGGAAAGGGGCCAACGCCAAGACCUACAGCCUCAGCCGGAAGGCCCGCGUCUACUCAGGAGAGAACAUUUUUUGUCCUCAAGAGAACACGGAGGAAGCCCUGCUGCUGCUGCUGAUCAGUGAGUCCAUGGCCAACCGGGACGCGGUGCUGAGCCGCACCCCCGAGCACCGGGACGACCGCCUCAUCAGCCUGCAGAGCGCCUCGGUGGUGUACGACCUGCUGACCAUCGCCCUGGGGAGGAGAGGCCAGUACGAGAUGCUGUCGGAGUGCCUGGAGAGAGCCAUGAAGUUUGCCUUUGAGGAGUUCCACCUCUGGUACCAGUUCGCGCUGUCCCUCAUGGCGGCCGGGAAAUCUGCGCGGGCCGUGAAGGUGCUGAAGGAGUGCAUCCGCCUGAAGCCCGACGAUGCCACCAUCCCGCUCCUGGCCGCCAAGCUGUGCAUGGGCUCCCUGCACUGGCUGGAAGAGGCCGAGAAGUUUGCCAAAACCGUCGUGGAUGCAGGCGAGAAAGCGUCGGAGUUCAAGGCCAAAGGCUACUUGGCGCUGGGCCUCACGUACAGCCUGCAGGCCACGGACGCUUCUCUGCGAGGGGUGCAGGAGGUCCUCCAGAGAAAGGCGCUCCUUGCGUUUCACAGGGCCCACAGUCUGUCUCCUACUGACCACCAAGCCGCCUUCUACCUGGCUCUGCAGCUGGCCAUCUCCAGACAGAUCCCAGAGGCCCUGGGCUACGUCCGCCAGGCCCUCCAGCUGCAGGGCGACGACGCCAACUCCCUGCACCUGCUGGCCCUGCUGCUGUCGGCGCAGAAGCACUACCACGACGCCCUCAACAUCAUCGACAUGGCGCUGAGCGAGUACCCGGAGAACUUCAUAUUGCUGUUUUCCAAAGUGAAGCUGGAGGCCCUGUGCCGGGGCCCGGACGAGGCGCUGCUCACGUGCAAACACAUGCUGCAGAUCUGGAGAUCCUGCUACAGCCUCAGCAACCCCAGUGACUCCGGCCGCGGGAGCAGCCUGCUGGACAGAACCAUCGCCGACAGACGGCAGCUCAACACCAUCACCCUGCCCGACUUCAGCGACCCCGAGACAGUGUCAGACUCCUCCUCCUCCUCCUCUUCUCUCUCAAGAACCGAGUCUCCUCUCCACCUGUUUGUGUCUUCUCAUCUUCAUUCUCAAACCUUUGUGUGGCCCCCUGCCGCCCACUCAUUCAGUGACCCGGGCCCCCGCCGGCAGCCCUCUCUCUGCAACUCUCCAGAAGCAUACUUUCAUGGUUUUCCCUCCCUUUUUUCAGUUAGCUCUGUGCACGCCACGUCGGUCGCAGCCUCCAGAGUGGAGCAGGCGCUGUCUGAAGUGGCCUCCUCCCUGCAGAGCAGCGCCCCCAAGCAGGGCCCGCUGCACCCCUGGAUGACGCUGGCGCAGAUCUGGCUCCACGCAGCCGAGGUCUACAUCAGCAUCGGGAAACCCGCGGAAGCCAACGCCUGCACCCAGGAGGCCGCCAACCUCUUCCCGAUGUCCCACAACGUCCUGUACAUGCGGGGCCAGGUGGCCGAGCUCCGAGGGCACUAUGACGAGGCGCGGCGGUGGUACGAGGAGGCCUUGUCCAUCAGCCCCACGCACGUGAAGAGCAUGCAGCGCCUGGCCCUGACCCUCCACCAGCUGGGCCGCUACAGCCUUGCUGAGAAGGUUCUGCGCGACGCCGUGCAGGUGAACUCCACCGCCCACGAGGUCUGGAACGGGCUGGGCGAGGUCCUCCAGGCCCAGGGCAACGACGCGGCGGCCACCGAGUGCUUCCUGACGGCCCUGGAGCUGGAGGCCAGCAGCCCCGCCGUGCCCUUCACCAUCAUCCCCCGUGUGCUCUGAGCGGCCGCCCCGGCCUCGGGGCUCCUGCAGGGGCCAGCGGCCCGAGCCGGAAGGAAGGGGCGAGUGUGCCCGCUUGGGCGACAACCAAACCCCCCCUCCGCCCCCCUCCACCCCCCCCCACGCCCCUCCACUGUGGUUCCCGCCAGCCCCCGGCCAGCGGCCCGGUUCCCCCCGACAAUGUUCACCAUGGAUUAUGUGCCAUAUUUUGUUCGUUCGACAUCUGAGUUUUUAAGUUUCAACAGAAAAAAAAGGGAAAAAAAAAAAGAUGAUGAUGGAACUAAUCAGCCAAUGUAGAAGAAUAUAUUCGAAGUUAAAAUUCAGUGGCAGAACAGACUAUUUUUAUCAGAGCUGUAAAGAAAACUGUUCUCUCCUCCCCAGCCCCGCGCCCGCCCCGCCCCUGGCCCAGAAACCAAAUGUGAAUGCUGUUUCCCACCUCAGCCCUCGCCAGGACACCCUCCCGGUGUCCCGGCGGUUGUUGUCGAUAAUUGUACCAUGUGAUGAAUUAUCGUCCUCACUUAGAACAAAGCCCGAGUCCAAGAAUAUUUAUAUUUUACCGAUAUAUGCCUGUUACAAGAGAAGGAAAUAUGAGUUAUUUAAGUUUAACUUUUUUAUGUGAAUCCAGAGUUUAUUUAUCGAAGGAAAUAUGUACAAAGACGCUUCAAAUGGGAUAUUUGCCGACAUUCCUUAUACAUGACAGACACUUGGCUAAAUGGGAAGACGAUGUUAAUAAUAAAAUGAUUUUUAAAUGGA